AAAGGUGAUUGAUUGAUUGAUGGAGCAAGGUGCGACAAACCAGCGCCAAGGGUGUUAGACCGGGAGCCACGGCUUGCGAGACUGGAGGACUCUGAUGAUAUUGAGCACUAUUUGCUGACAUUAGAGAGACUGGCAGAGGUAUACCAGUGGCCUAAAGAAGACUGGGCCAUUCACCUCAUACCGUUGCUAACUGGUAAGGCCAGAUCGGCGUUUGUUGCAAUGGACCCUUCAAGUACACAAGACUAUGAUGUAGUUAAGACCGCAAUAUUGAAAAAGUAUGAAAUCAAUGCAGAAACUUAUAGGCUGAGGUUCCGUAACCUAAACACCCCUGGGGAUGAGUCACCACAUGAGCUUUAUAUCAGACUGAAAGACCUGUUUUGCAAGUGGGUGCACUACUCCAGCAGCAAUAAAGAGGAUAUUAUGGAGGCACUUGUUCUGGAACAGUUCCUAAGAGUCUUGUACCCAGACGUGCGGACUUGGGUCAAGGAGCAUGAUCCAACCACUGCUGCUGAGGCGGCCAGACUGGCGGAGGCAUAUAUCACAGCCCGAAAAGGAACAGGAAACUUCCGCUAUGCUGGAAUCCUCCCUUCGAUCAGGGGUAAGUCUGAGGGAUUUGGGGGGGGUUCAAACUCUCAAGACAGGAUCCUAAGACUCCCACAAAGUAAAACCACUACUCCGCUUGUAGCUUCACAGAGGGUAGUUAAAGAUGAUGUUGUAUGUUAUCAUUGUGGUCAGCCAGGACAUACUAGACCUCUUUGCCCCCUGAAGAAACCCAAAACAGCAAGCCUUUGUUAUGUCCCUCAUCCAGUUCAGUCAUACCCCGGGAAAUGCAACUCACAGCCAGUUAGAUCUGUCUUGUUAAAUGGUAGACCAGUUUUAGCCUUGGUAGAUACUGGUUGUACAUAUACAUUAGUACAGCGCAGAUUUGUGCCCAGACAAGACUGGAAUGAUGUAGAGACGGUUACUGUUUGUUGUGUACAUGGUGACAACACUCCAUUGCCUACAGCAGAAGUGUAUAUAGAGGUCUUAAAUCAGUCUUAUUUGAUGAAGGUUGGAAUAGCUGAGACUCUUCCCUAUCCCAUACUCCUUGGCACAGAUAUGCCAGUGUUGGCUGAAUUACUGCAAGACACAGAAUGGUGUGGGGUAGUGACAAGGGCUCAGUCAAAGCAAGUAGUACAGACAACACUCAACCCAGACCCAGAUAAUCCAUUACAAACUUUGCCUUUUAGUUCUGCGGAUAUUGAGAGGGAGUCAGGACCAACAAAAGACAACAGGUUACAACAACGUAGAGAUUGGGUAUCAGGGUUGAUUGACACCUCAGAGCAGGCUAACGAGGAUGUUGCUGAACCUGAAUUAUGUGAGUCAGACAUUGUGAUUCCCAAUGAUCUAGCCCAGCUGCAGAGGGGAGACCCAACCCUUGCCACAUGUUUUGAACAGGUUAAGCAGAAGGAUGAUGCUGAUGUUUCACUUGAUGAUCCUUUUGUAUUAAAACAUGAACUUCUGUAUAAGCAAACUAAGGAGGGGGAUCUUCGGCUAGUUGUACCUAAAGCACAAAGAAGUGAGGUGUUGCAGUUAGGUCAUUCCAUUCCAUGGUCAGGUCAUUUAGGGUUUGCAAAGACAUGUUUGAGAAUCUCUAAAAGAUUUUAUUGGCCCAGAAUGUACACAGACAUUAAAGAAUACUGCCAGACAUGCCCUGAUUGCCAACUCACUGCUGGUCGGACUCCUGCCAUUGCACCACUAAUCCCUUUGCCUGUGAUUGAUGUACCUUUUGAGAGAAUAGGAGUAGAUGUUGUUGGACCAGUUGAGAGAAGCCAGACAGGGAACAGGUUUAUUCUAGUAAUCUCAGAUUAUGCCACAAGGUACCCUGAAGCAUAUCCCUUAAGAGAUGUUACUGCUAAGCAAAUAGCUUCAGCCUUGUUGAAAUUCUUUUCGCAAGUAGGAAUACCAAAAGAGGUUCUGACAGACCAGGGCACUAACUUUAUGAGUCACACACUGCAUCAAGUUUAUCAGCUAUUGGGCAUUAAGAGAGUACGAACAACCCCAUAUCACCCUCAGACUGAUGGUCUUGUUGAAAGGUUCAAUCAGACUCUAAAGAAUAUGUUAAAGAAGUUUGUUUCAGACUCUGGCAAAGACUGGGAUAAAUGGCUGCCGUACCUCCUUUUCGCCUACCGUGAAGUACCUCAGGCUUCUACAGGAUUCUCGCCGUUUGAACUGCUAUAUGCCCACCAAGUAAGAGGUCCUCUAGAUGUACUGAAAGAGAGCUGGGAGGCAACAGACAACCCAAAGAGAAUGAACAUCCUCACAUAUGUGAUGAAAAUGAGGGAGAAACUUCAACAGAAUACUGCCUUGGCAAGAGAAAACCUGGUAAAGUCCCAAGUACAGCAGAAACACUGGUACGACAAGAUGGCUAGAUCACGAAGCUUCGAACCAGGUGAGGAUGUCCUAUUGUUACUUCCAACAUCUGACAAUAAGCUGUUAGCAAAGUGGCAAGGCCCGUACCAGAUAAAGAAGAAGGUAGGUCCGGUGACCUAUCAAAUCGAAAUUCCCUCAAGAAACCAGCCUCUUCAAAUAUUUCAUGUGAACAUGCUGAAGAAAUGGCAUUCGCAUCGAAUUCCAGGCCAGACAGAAGAGAGCAAGGACAUUGCUAUGCUGGUGAGAGCCAUAGAGGGUGAAGAGGAAAUAGAAGAACAGUAUUUACCGUCCUGUCGCAGUGACAGCAAAUUGAAUUUACAGCACCUGACUGAAGUGCAGAGACAUCAGCUAUGGGAAUGUAUACCUGAUCAGCUGUUCAUGGAUACGCCUGGCAGAACAGACUUGGUAAAUCAUUCGAUCAUCCUCAAGGACACUAAACCUGUCCGUCAGUCUGUGUAUCGUGUGCCAGAGAAACUUCUAUCUGUUAUGAAAGAGGAAUUACAGAUCAUGAAACAACUGGGAGUUAUUGAACCAUCGUCAAGUGAAUGGAGCAGUCCUAUAGUGCUGGUGCCGAAAAAAGAUGGUACCUUGCGGUUUUGCUUGGACUUCAGGAAGCUGAACAGUAUUAGUAAAUUUGAUCCUUAUCCAAUGCCACGGGUAGAUGAGCUGGUGGAGAGGCUGGGAAGGGCGAAAUACCUAAGUACGCUGGAUCUCUGCAAGGGAUACUGGCAGGUGCCGCUGGAACCAGCGUGUAAGGAGCUUACUGCAUUCAGAACCCCCUUUGGCCACUACCAGUUCCGAGUCCUUCCUUUUGGUCUACAUGGGGCCGCGGCCACAUUUCAAAGGAUGAUGGAUAAAAUCCUCCAUGGUACAGAGGACUAUGCUGCAGCUUACCUUGAUGACAUCAUAAUAUUCAGCCAAACCUGGGAAGAACAUCUGGAGCACCUUAAAGAGGUGUUGAAUCGUAUCAAGGCUGCAGGACUAACCAUCCGCCCUGAUAAAUGUGCCCUCGCCAAGCCAGAAACCCAAUACCUGGGAUUUGUACUAGGACACGGUGUGAUCCGACCUCAGGUGGGGAAGGUGGAGGCCGUUAAAGGAGCAGGACGGCCUGUGACAAAGAAGCAGGUUAGAGCGUUUCUGGGACUUGUUGGCUGGUAUAGGAAAUUUAUUCCAAAUUUCUCAGCCAGGGCAAUAAACCUAACAAACUUGACAAAGAAGAGCCAACCCAACAAUGUAGUAUGGACGGAGGACUGUGAAAAAGCCUUUGAAGACUUAAAGAAUGCACUAUGUCAGGAACCAGUUCUUCAGAGUCCUGACUUUGGGAAGCCAUUCACAGUACAGACUGAUGCCUCACAACAUGGCGUUGGUGCUGUACUCCUUCAAGAGGAAGAAGGUCAACUCAAGCCGAUUGUAUACAUCAGUAGGAAACUCCUGCCCAGAGAGGUAAACUAUUCCACUGUUGAAAAGGAGUGCCUUGCUGUUAAGUGGGCCCUGGACUCUUUAAGGUAUUAUUUGCUUGGACGAAAAUUUCGGUUGGAGACUGAUCACAGAGCAUUGGCCUGGUUAGGCCGCAUGAGGGACACUAAUGCUCGCAUUACUAGGUGGUUUCUGGCCAUGCAGCCGUUUGACUUUGAGGUGCUGUAUAGAUCAGGGUCACAGAAUUACACCGCAGACUUUCUCUCGAGGACACCACAGUCGGUGUCUGGAGAGGGAGGGGUAAAUGUCACAGUGGGGCACUGUGACUAG
Messenger RNA from Carassius auratus (goldfish), 4158 nucleotides. RefSeq lists its product as uncharacterized. The transcript has a single exon. The record is from RefSeq and is a predicted model, not a curated record. Gene Ontology annotation, biological process: DNA integration; proteolysis. Bases 220 to 4158 code for a protein of 1312 amino acids. Gene Ontology annotation, molecular function: zinc ion binding; nucleic acid binding; aspartic-type endopeptidase activity. NCBI's taxonomy places the organism in Eukaryota, Metazoa, Chordata, Actinopteri, Cypriniformes, Cyprinidae.